Messenger RNA from Phytomonas sp. Hart1, 1560 nucleotides. The record is from the annotation of a GenBank genome assembly. NCBI's taxonomy places the organism in Eukaryota, Euglenozoa, Kinetoplastea, Trypanosomatida, Trypanosomatidae.
AUGCCCGAUUCUCCACCAUUCGAUCAUUUGCACCAAAAAGAGUACUUGGGGCAGUGGCUGAUCCGAACGCAUCACGCGAUAAGGGCCAAACGGCUUUUGGCCCUGUUGGUUUUCCUUCGCAGUGAGGGCCGUAAUGCGGAGGGCGGAGAGGCGAGUCGCGCUUUUAACAUCUUCCCGAGCACGAACAACGCGGAUUCGCCUUCGCGGCUAUCGCAUGAGGGGCGCGUGCGCGUGGCGUGCGCGGCGGCGAUCACAUACGAGCACCUUUUACACCAGGAAAACCUCACGCGCGUGCUUUUGCGCGAGGAACUUCGCCAGACAAGCCGGACGUGGCGUCAGGCCUCUGUGGGGGCGCGCGGUUUGCUGAGUCUGCACCACCCCCAACUCCGGCGGAUUCUUCUCCUCCCCGGCUCUCUGUGGGGCACUUUUUCGACGGAUAUGUCGGGUGAAAUUCACGCGGAGGAGGGGAACUUUUCGGACUCCCCGCGGACGGCGCCCCCGCCCUAUCAAACGCUUCGCCAUUGCGUGGGGCGGGAGGGGGCCGCGUGGCUUUUGGAAUUCGCCCGACAGGCCAGCGCCAAGCUCGGCUUGCAUGCCGUGGGGGGCCGACCAUUGCUUGAAAGUCUUCACUGGCUAUCGCGAUCUUCCCUGCUCGCGGCCUCGCCGCCCCCCGCGAUCGAUCUUUUGGACGGCCCCAACGAUGUUUUGCCCUACGUGGAUGAUAUCCCGCCGCUUUCGUGCAUGCCGGAGGCCCCGCCGCCGCGGAUGAUGGCGGCCAACGCGCAACCCACCGAGAAGGCAUCCCCGACGAAGGGGGCUCGACUCACCCGAGGGGGGGACUCCGAGGAGGAUGGCUUGGCUUUUGAGGCCAAGGCUGGCCAAGAGGGCAAUGGAUGGGCGCCCCAUUCGGAUUCUUCGCCGUUGUCCAUAAACGAUAGCUCCGCGGAGGCCUCGGAGGGCGCGUUUUCCCCCGCGGAGGACGGCGCCGUUGACCUGGAUUGGGCCCAACUCAACCAGGCCUAUUUGAGUGCCCAGGCGGCGCAGGAAAAGGCCCUACGCCGUUCGCUUUGUCAUCUUAUCGGGCUCGCGGAGGACAAGAUCGAGCAGGGGAAUGGGGCGCCGGAUUCCACCCCUCCUUCUCCUUCUUUUUCUUCUGCGCGCGAGAAAAAGAAGGGGCAAAGGGCGGUGGAAAGCCCCGAGGAUGGUCGGUCGGAUGAGGCGGGGGAUUCGAUCGAUCCGUUUUGUGCGGUCCGGGAGGUUCGCAUGCCGUUUUUGGGGAUGAAGGCCGCGCGCACGGCAGGGGGUUCGGAGAGUCCGUAUUGCGUGAUGUGCGAACUAGGAGGGCGGCUAUCACUGGAAGACCAGCCCGACCACGCGAACGCAAGCGAGGAUCGAGCAGGGGAUCCUCCCGAUGAGGAAUUUCGAUUACUACGCUGUACGGGGUGUAAGGCGCUGGUUCACACUAUGUGCGCCCACCCGGGAGGGCCGGACAGGGCCGAUGUUUGGUAUUGCUCGAAGUACUGCUCCGGCCUGUUGACUUCACACGGCUCCAAUGACUGA